ACUGCUGAGUGCUUCUCAGAGACAGCAAGCAGAGUCAAGAGGACAAUGAUGAUGAAGAUGAAACAGACUCUUUGCAGAAUCUCCUGCUUGGUAACUCUUUUGGUGGAGCUGAGCUGGAUAAAUGUGGGCCACAGCAUGCACAGAGAAGGAGGAAGUAGGGUAAUGAAGCAGUGGGAAAGGAAGGUGCGGUCAGCGUCCAGCCUUGAUGAGCUGCUGAGGCUCGCAGACUUUCCCGACUGGAAGCUGUGGAAGUGUCGUAUGAGACUGCAGCAGCCAGAGACCCAGACAGAGACCCUAUCCUCUCCUCCUUCAGCAGGGUCUCACCGCUCUACACGUUACGCUGCUGAAUCUUACAGCCUGGAGAUACUUAGAGCCAUAGAUGAGGAGUGGCAGAGGACUCAGUGCAUGCCCAGGGAAACAUGUGUCGACGUGGCCAAGGAGCUAGGCACCGACCCCUCAAUGUUCUUCAAGCCUCCCUGCGUGUCCGUCCACAGGUGCAGUGGCUGCUGCAAUCAAGAGGGUGUCACCUGCAGAAACACAACUACUGUAUAUGUCAAUAAAACUGUCCUUAGUGUGAUUCCAUUCAAGUUUAUACCAGAGCCUGUGCUUAUAAAAGUAGCCAAUCAUACAGAAUGCAGAUGCAUGGAGCCUGCCAUAAUACGACGUGAUGCUCAAUCUCACAGGAGCAGUGGCUGCUCGCCGAUCGGACAGCUGUCAGAUGCAGAGGACUCCAGGAGACUUUGCGCCAGUGGGCUGAUUUGGGAUUGUUCAAAUGACAGAUGCAUACCUUACCCUUCCAGCACACCAGAGUUUCCACUCACUUCAUGGAUGCCAGACUGUGAGAUAGAUGUGGAGCGCUGUGACUGUCUUCCGAGGCCUGAGCCCAUUCGUCAGCCAACAUCGAUCCAUCCCUGUCAUCUCAACUCUUCCGUCUGCGCCCUAAAGCAUCAACGUUUUGAUCAAUCCGCCUGCAGAUGCAGACGGCCAAAGUAGAAGUCCUGUGGUGGAAUAAAUUACGACAACCUGCUGGCCAAGGGUGUUUGGAGGCAGAGAAAAAAACGCUCAUAAUUUAUUUACAAUCCUAUUUAUGCUGAUCAUUUUAACUAAUUAAGAUAUUAACUCACAUGACCAUGUUAA
Scomber japonicus (chub mackerel) is the source of this 1137-nucleotide messenger RNA. RefSeq names its product vascular endothelial growth factor D (gene vegfd). Gene Ontology annotation, biological process: induction of positive chemotaxis; positive regulation of endothelial cell proliferation; positive regulation of protein phosphorylation. NCBI's taxonomy places the organism in Eukaryota, Metazoa, Chordata, Actinopteri, Scombriformes, Scombridae. The record is from RefSeq and is a predicted model, not a curated record. Bases 46 to 993 code for a protein of 315 amino acids. The transcript has 8 exons. Gene Ontology annotation, molecular function: chemoattractant activity; growth factor activity; vascular endothelial growth factor receptor 3 binding. Gene Ontology annotation, cellular component: membrane.